UUAUAUGAAGUGAAGGGUAUAAACUGUAUUUUGAGUAGUUCGUGGUAAGAUCGACAGUUGUAAGACUUUUCGUAUACACCCUUUUCAGGUGUAUAUUUUGCCGUGCAUUUUAUCUGUGGAAAGUAUAUCAUGUCAUUAUUACGUAAUUAAUCUAGGUUAUAAUAGUUUUUUUAUCUCAAUAAUGUUUAUAAAAUCAUAUUAUUUAAAUAAAUAUGAGUGCAAAAAGUAGAUGGUGUACGGCUACCAAAUGCGUGUGUGGAUACCCACUGAGAGAAGGAGUCAUUAUUGUAGGAAUUAGUUCAAUACUAAUAUCAAUAGCGACGCUCUUCACUUCCCUGGGCAUGAUCUUAGCCAUGUCUUCUAAGGAGUUGACGUAUAACAAUAAUCCCGUGAACGCUAUAAAUAUGGUGUUCUCUCUGUUUUGUACGAGCACCUCUCUGUACCAGGCUACCGUGUCUAUUAUGUUGCUGUGGUUCGGACUCUGGCGCAAAGGGUCCAGUUACGUGCUAACACUGUGGGUGGUGUCCUACAUAGCAAUGCUGACGCUAUACUUCUGCAUGUUCUUGGCGAAGAUCAUCAUCACCUUCCACGCCCAUCAUUAUGCGCAGGCAUUGUUGACUUUCCUCAUUGCAAUCUUCUUUGAAGGUUUGUUCAUCUAUUUUGUCGUUAUUGUCAACAGCUACGAAAGUUCACUUGAACCCGAUAUAUUAUUUUACUAGAAAUAAACCAUAUUUAUAACAGUUUUAAGAUAUAGUUUACCAAAACACUGUUGUAAGAUAGCUAUGGAUAUAAUGUAACUUUUAUAAGACCUUUUUACUAUUUUAUUUUUGUCACAUUUUUUUUUUAUUAUGUAGAUAUAAAUAC
This is a messenger RNA of Helicoverpa zea (corn earworm), 864 nucleotides long. RefSeq lists its product as uncharacterized. The record is from RefSeq and is a predicted model, not a curated record. Lineage: Eukaryota; Metazoa; Arthropoda; Insecta; Lepidoptera; Noctuidae. The coding region runs from base 213 to 719 and encodes 168 amino acids. The transcript has 4 exons.